This is a messenger RNA of Rhizoctonia solani, 1452 nucleotides long. RefSeq names its product ICE-like protease (caspase) p20 domain protein. Gene Ontology annotation, molecular function: cysteine-type endopeptidase activity. The record is from RefSeq and is a predicted model, not a curated record. NCBI's taxonomy places the organism in Eukaryota, Fungi, Basidiomycota, Agaricomycetes, Cantharellales, Ceratobasidiaceae. Gene Ontology annotation, biological process: proteolysis. The transcript has 3 exons. The coding region runs from base 1 to 1452 and encodes 483 amino acids.
AUGUCGUUAUAUUGUUUGGACGCGCCUGUUGCAAAAGGACGUAAAUCGAAUUCCGUCGUCCGGUGGAUUGACGUAUUACCAGCAGGACCAUACGCCACUACGAGCGGACAAGAGGUAUCCAUAGAGCAUCCCGUCGAAGCUGAAUCUGAGCCUCCUGGCUCGUGGAGCGGAGGAGUCACCGUUGAUAUCUCCCCGCCAUCAGAGCUUCCAAGACUCCAAUCCAACCCCAGAUCUCUACAUCCACAGCUGAAUAGGCCCGAGGCAUCCUGGAUGAACACUCCUCGUUCACAGACUCCUUCAAAUGCUCUUCACCGGACAUUGAUCCGCCCUCAAUCCCCUGCUCGUUCUGGAACACCACCUGCUCGGUCCCGAACACCUAUAUUGCAAGUGCCGUCUGGUAGGCAGAGGCCAACUAAUAUCUUGGUUCCAUCACGGAGCCCGAAUCUGAGUACAGUAACUGCGUACAAUCCGGCUGAUACUCUCCGCCAUCUUGAUCUGUCCACUCCGAUAUCUCAAGGUCGUCGAAAUGCACACGUUCAUAGUAGCUCGGGAAUGUCAUUUGUUUCUGGCUCCGCGAGUCGGGGCUCCCUAAAUUCGUACGGGGAAAGUGUUCAUGCGCCUAUCACUAGGUGUCCUCGAGGGCUUUUGAUCAUCGGGAGUAGUCAUCGAGAGCCACAUGCUUAUAUGACGGACCUUGCGCCCCUGAUGAGUACCCAUAAUGAUCGUAAUCGACUUCGAACGGCAUUCCAGAGUCGCAGAUAUUCGGUCGAAACUAUGGUCGAACACGAAGGCAACAAGGGCGCGAUACUAAGGAGGGUUGGGAACUUUUUGGCCAGUGCCGAGGCAGGUGACAUUCGCAUGAUUGUGUUUACGGGCCACGGGACCAAAAUAGGAGAAGAUCGACAAUUUGCAAUCAUCCCAUCACAGUGCGCUUCAGACAAUGACACCAUUUCUUCGGCAGAAUGGCAAAGUACCAUACUUGAGAGCGCAGGGGCAGGUGUCGUUGUUGUUUCUGUCUUUGCGGCUUGUAUGUCAGGUGGGAUGAUAUCAGGGCAGGCAGUGAAGCUUACGAACUUCGAACGUAUCAUUGACAGCCAGUCCUCAACCCCAACUUUACCGAGCGGUCCUAUCCAGAUAAUUCUCAGCUCGAGUGGGGAUAAUCAAUCAUCUUUCGAGUACAGAACUCCACCCCACACUCCAUCUGACUGGCACGAUUACUUUUUAUGGGCUUUGGCAGAGACUGCACGAAGACCAGAAGUUGACAGUUGGGAAUCAUUCCUAACAACACUACAAGCUACCUUUACCUAUGUACGAGCGGUCGGUCUCCGGAGCUCGAGUUAUGAGUAUCCUAGGGACCUCGAUUGGCUGCUUCAACAUCCACAAACACCCCGCAUAUACGUAUCAUCACAGGUGCCUGAUUUUAACCAAUUCAUGCCUCCUCAGGGCUACUGA